UCUUUAUUAUGACUUCACUCUCUUUUGGCAGGAAACCAUUUUCUUUGUGGCCGUGUUUUGGCUUUUUCAUGCAGCCUCUUCUUCCCUCCUCAUCCCUGCUCCCCUAGCCAGGAAAUCCCAUCCUUCUCUUCUAGUUUUAGCCAAGGGAAUAUGUUGUUUAUCUUCUCAGCUUCUUUGUCCCACGGGCCCCCCUGCAACUACAGUUUCUAUUCCUGCCUGGCUCAGCUCAGCCCUUCUGCCCUCUGACACAGAGAGAACCAUGCAGCUUAGUGUUUGAAGGAAGAAGGGUCUUUAGGACAAGCCGUUAUAAACCAAGAAUGUGUUUGCUCUGCAUGGUCACUAGAACCCCUGGCACUUCUCUAAGAGGAGGGGCUUGCCCUGUUGUCCUUGGGCACAAGUUUCACUUGCCCUUUUGUGCCUUGGCUGCCUGCCAUCCCCUUCAGCUGUGCUGUAUAAAUGUAGUUAUGAAGCACUGUGGGAUGAAAGGUGCUGUAUAAAUGUAAACUGUUCUCAUUAGCCCUUGUUGAGAGAUCUGCUGCCUGUGCCUUCGUUUUUCCCUUUACCACCACCACACUUUGUGUAUUGUUUCAGCAAGGUGCUGACAAGGAGUCAGAACCAGGACUAAUACCCUAAUCCUACCAUUGACUUGCUGUGUGAUCUUGGGUGCAGGCAGAAAAGCAAGAAGCAACCUGGCAAAGGAGAGAUUCCCAUGAUCCCAUCCUCAGUUCAGAUGUGAAGAUCUCAUCAAUCAUCACAGUCCCUCUCGCAUGCUGUCAGCCUUAUGCUGAACCACUUUUCCAGCUGUGCCUAUUAGACAGAUGUGAUUUCCCCUUUGGAAGCAAAAUUAGCUUUAUCUCCACGUUACAGAACAGUGUUGGGAAUCCUGCUCACCUGAGGAGCUGCAGGAAAAAGUUCUAGGAGUGCUUCUGAUUGCUGCUGUCCUUGGGUCCCUGCCUGCCAGUCACUAUGUACUGCCUUCAGUGGUUACUGCCUGUCCUCCUCAUUCCUAAGCCCCUCAACCCGGCUUUGUGGUUCAGUCACUCAAUGUUCAUGGGCUUCUAUCUGCUGAGUUUCCUCCUGGAGCGGAAGCCAUGCACAAUCUGUGCCUUGGUCUUCCUGGCAGCCUUGUUCCUCAUCUGCUACAGCUGCUGGGGGAACUGCUUCUUGUAUCACUGCAGUGGCUCCCAACUGCCUGAGUCUGCUCAUGAUCCCAGCAUAGUCGGUACCUAAAAGUUCCUCCAGCUUGCUGACAGCUCUGGGUUUGCUUUUAAAGAGGGGCGUUGGGUGAGGUUGGGAGCGGGGGGAGGGAGGGCUUGCUAGGCAUGUGACUGGAGUACAAGCAGCCUGUUUUCUAUAAUGUGUGUGGACUACAGCGGCAAAUUCCUGACCAGCCCUCCCACUUUGCCUAUGAAAUUUGAUGUCAGUUGUUUACUGUGUGAAUUCUGGCACUGCUACCUGCUUUUAGAAGCAGAAGAGUUAUAUGUUUUCCCUUCCCUUAUUUCUGGGAAUGGACACUGGCCCUCCCCUCUGAGAAGUGGUGGAAGAAGGAUCUGUCCAGCUGUUGUGUUGUGGUCAUCUGUGUGUCUCUCUCAAUUGUCUGUAUAAGGCCACAGCUGUCUCUGUGGGAGCCUUGGGCCCACCAAUUCUGCUGAAGCAGUUAGAAGAUUCUCCAUGUUGCUGUUUGCGGGGAGAUAGUCUUCAUUGCACUGCUGUUCAAGGGGACGUGCAACAGUUAACAGAUGCACUCAGCUGAAAGCUGCUGGAGCCAGAGACUGCUGAGUUAUCUCCUCCUGCCAAAUUGAAAGACGUGCACUGCCCAAGUGCUUUCUGAACUGCUUGCAUUCUCCCAGAUCAUAACUGAAAAAACGUUGAGUUGCCACGAUGCUGCUUUUAAAGCGCUUCUCACAGGCAUCAAAGCCUGCCUCCCUCUCUGCUGGAUUUCCAGUUUACAGAGGUCUUGACUCUUUGGAUACAAAGCAUGCUCUGCUGUGGUGUUUGGGGUUGUUUUAAUUUCACUGUUAGUUUAAAACUGUCAGCAUUCCUAGCUGGAAUGAUGAGGUGAGAGCAGGGAGGGAGGAUUCAGAGUUUUUAGUAAGCAUGAUGUGGGGUGGUUCAAAAUAACAAAUGGUUGUAUCCAUUUAACUGACAGUGUUUGCAGGCCAGGACUGUCUGUGCAUUUUCUUUUGUCCCAAGCAACCCAGCCGCUGGUAAUGUGCAAUGGAGGGAGGGAGCAAUAAAUGGUUAGGGAGCAGUCCUGGGAUCUCUAUUCGCUCCUGGCAGGCUGGUUUGGGGGAGCCUAGGGGAGGUUUCCCUAGUGGCACUUGCUGUACAGCUUUCUUUCCUGCUCAUCUGCUCCAGUGCAUAGCAGCAUCUUCCAGAGGGAACGGUGUUCCUUGCUGUGACAAAUGUUUGCUUGUGAAAAACUUAACCGGUUCUUGAAAUACACUGGGUCUAUAAACUUUCAAGGUUAUGUUGCUGUCUGCCAUCCAUUUGUCUCCACACAAGCGUCUCCUACUGGAGCGCUGCAGAGAUGGUUGCUGCUCUCUCAAGGGAGGUUAAAACUAAAACCAGCUGUGAAACUUCCAGAGCAUUGUAUUGUUUGUUCACUGCACAGCUGUUCAAUAAAGCUUUAUAAACUUUGGUCUA
This is a messenger RNA of Trachemys scripta elegans, 2646 nucleotides long. RefSeq names its product BLCAP apoptosis inducing factor (gene BLCAP). The record is from RefSeq and is a predicted model, not a curated record. The coding region runs from base 967 to 1230 and encodes 87 amino acids. The transcript is spliced from 3 exons. NCBI's taxonomy places the organism in Eukaryota, Metazoa, Chordata, Testudines, Emydidae.